Vanrija pseudolonga is the source of this 1533-nucleotide messenger RNA. RefSeq names its product Vanillin dehydrogenase. The coding region runs from base 1 to 1494 and encodes 497 amino acids. Gene Ontology annotation, molecular function: succinate-semialdehyde dehydrogenase (NAD+) activity. NCBI's taxonomy places the organism in Eukaryota, Fungi, Basidiomycota, Tremellomycetes, Trichosporonales, Trichosporonaceae. The record is from RefSeq and is a predicted model, not a curated record. Gene Ontology annotation, biological process: GABA catabolic process. The transcript is spliced from 3 exons.
AUGUCCUCCAAAGUCAUUCCCAACCUCAUCGGCAGCACACCGGCCAAAGUGACCGCGACCUUCGACGUCGUGCACCCCACCGAGGGGGUAGUGCACUCUGUGCAGCGCUCGACGUCGGCCGACAUCGAAGCAGCCAUCGCGACGGCGCAUGCUGCGCUGCCUUCGUGGCGCGACACCCCGCUUGCCGAGCGCAAGGCGAUCGUCCUCCGUGCCGCCGACCUGCUCACCGACCCGAACGAGACGUGGGCCCAGCGCCUGAUUGACGCCAACGUCGCCGAGACGAGCUCCAGCGUCGGCUGGGCCCAGGGGCUCACGGGCAACACGCACAACUUUAUGCGCGCGCUCGUCGAGGUCGCCGACGAGGCGCUCGCGCCGUUCGAGAUCAAGACGAACGACUCGCUGUGCAUCCUCACCCGCGAGCCCUACGGCGUCUGCCUCGCCAUGGCGGCAUGGAAUGCCGUCCAGAUCCUCACGAUGCGCUCGACCAUCACCCCGCUCCUGGCCGGCAACACGGUCGUGUUCAAGACGUCCGAGACGACGCCGUACGUCCAGCAGAUCUGGGCAGAGCUGCUGUACGCCGCCGGCCUGCCGCGCGACGCGCUGACCGUGGUCCAUGUGGCUACGGAGGACGCGCCGGCGCUCACGGAGCAGCUGGUUUCUGACAAGCGGAUUCGCCAUGUCAACUUCACCGGCUCGACCCGCGUCGGCUCCAUCAUCGCCGGGCUCGCGGGCCAGAACCUCAAGCCGGUGGUCAUGGAGCUGGGCGGCAAGUCUGGCCUCCUGCUGCUCCCCGACGCCGACAUUGAGAUCGCCGCGAGCCACAUCAUCGCCGGCGCGUUCCUCAACGCCGGGCAGAUCUGCAUGUCGACGGAGCGCGUGUUUGUGACCGCGUCGCGGUACGACGAGCUCGUUGCCGCUCUGCGCAAGGAUUGGGCGGGUUACGAGAAGAAGCAGGCGCACGCGCUGUUCACGGCCCGCUCGGCGGAGCGCGUCAAGGACCUCGUGGCGGACGCGUACGCGCACGGCGCGGCCGACCUCAUCGCCGAGGAGCGCACGGCGAACGGGCGCGGCGGCAACUCGCUCUACCCCACUAUCCUGUCGCCGAUCGACAAGAGCAUGCGCCUGUACACCGAGGAGUCGUUCGGCCCGACGCUCGCGAUUGUCGUCAUCCCGGACGAGGGCCGCUCCGAGGCCGAAGUGCUCGACGACAUGGUCGCGCAGGCCAACGACACCGAGUACGGACUGUCCUCGUCCGUGUGGGGCCGGGACACGGCGCGCGCGGCACAGGUCGCCGGGCGCAUCGAGUGCGGCGCGAUCCACAUCAACGGCAAGACGCCCGCCGACCCGCCCCCCGUGCCGCACGGCGGCUGGAAGAACUCUGGCUGGGGGCGGUUCAACGGCGUCGAGGGCCUGAGGCACUUUACUCACACGCGCACGAUUGAGAUCCCGGACGAGCACCCCGGCCCGCUCAACCUCAACGGCAUGGACUUGUAGCCCGCCAGCGCGAGCACAAUGCAGUCGCAGAGAGAAGUG